AGACGAUUUUCACUGGAACCAAGUGAACGUUUCGAUAAUAAAAAAAAAUGUAAAGGAAAACUAUUUUCCUGACAAUUUUCACGAUAUGUGUAAGUACACAUGCUCGCACACAUCGACACCGACAGCGGAAAACAUGCAGAAUGGGUGCCCUUUGACGGGAACACACGACCACACUCAACAGGCUCCAUGUAAUCCAAGGCACCCUACAGGCAGGCCAAACCAGAAAGAGUGCCACCAGCAGAGCAAAAGGGAACCGAUCGAACUUUUCAGUCCGCGAGUGGAUUUCCCUACGUUUAGUUUGGCUCCGCUUUUUUCACAUCCCGAUCGAUGGUUUUUUAAUUUGAAGGGAAAAUCCAAUUAGACUGGCUCGGUGCCCUUAAAACAGUGAUCUACCCGACGAAUGGAUGGCUCCAAGUGAUGGAGCCGCGUGAUACUUCGUGCUGGAGUGGUUUGUUCUUGUGAAAAAGUCGAAAAAUGUUUCCAAACUUAACUAGGGCUGAGAAGUGCGGGGAAUAGUCAAAAAUCCUAGGGAGUAAAAGCAUUUGCACUGCCAACAGAGCACUGUCUGAGAGCAAAAGUUCACUAUCAGAAAGGUGUCAUUUUCUGGAAUAUUAAUAGCAGUCUCAUUCGUCAUUUUCGUUGCCCAAUGAUCGGUACCAUCGACGUGACGUGAAAAAUAGAUGAAAAUCUAGCGGAAGUGUUGUUUUCAGUUCAGUUCGUUCAUUUCUGUAAAUAAAAGUAUUAAUUCUAAACAUCGUGUUCGGCGAAGCGUCCGAAUAAAUUAAGUCAUUAAAAAUUAUCAAUCCGAAAAAAUCAGUGUCCAAAAUAUUGCAGAAGCAAACGAAGAGAGAGAGAGCGGGAGAGAGUGAAAGCAGUCGGGUGUCUCGGGGAAAAGUUUCGCAUUAGAAAUCCAAAGUGAGUGAGUGAAGGGGAAAAUCGGGCAGCAGAAAAAAAAGCGAGACAAAGUGGAGCAGCAAAGUGGAUCAUUCCUAGACCGUCGCGUGGAGCCGUGCCAGCGGUCAGAAGCAGCGCCAGCCAAAAGCUAGUCUCUAGUUUUAUGCGAGACCAGCCAGCGAGUGAUUUAAUUGGUCCCUGAUCUAACCAACGUCACCAGCAAGCAGUACGUCGGAACGUUUCUGCUUUUUUUAUGCAAUCGGGUCGAUAAUCGCCAAGAUGGAGUGCAAAUUGAUUUCACGAUAUUCCCCGCUACUCGUGCUGUUCAUAGCAUCACUCGUUAGUGCACAAACAGCAGGUCGUAAGCGCGACAUUAACAAUCUGUAUCAAGUGAUCUAUUACGGUGACUCCCAGGUCGAGGUCGGCAAACCGUUCUCGAUAUCGUGCAUCAUCUCGAUCGCGGAUCCGGUCGAGUGGCACAAGGACAACGAACCGAUCCGAAAACACAGCAACAUACGCCACGGGAAGGAUGAACAUUCCUACAUCGAAAGCGAAAUGGGAAUCGCAGGCAAUCGGGACAAGAUCGAAGCAACGAUAAGCGUCCAGCAUGCCCUACCGAAACAUCAGGGCAGCUAUCAGUGUAAUUCACUGUACAAAAACUAUCACAUGCUGUACGUGCACCGAAAUGGGUCCUUGGGAAGUGGAGGUGGAGGUGGAGCUGGUGGUGCCAGUAGUCAUGCUGUCAAAACGACGGGACAUGCGGCCGAAGGCACUCUGCUGAACAAACUGGAUGAGCCCGUCGUUGGGCCGCUACUGUUGACAACGAUUAAGCCAACCCUGAUUACCUCAAUCACCGAACACAGUACACCAGUGCCCCUCGAUAUACACACAAUCGGUCUGGAAGCGGAACACUCGCAGCACCACCACCGUCAGGCUUCGUCGCAUCAUCACCACUCAUUAACCGGUAGUGAUAAAUCUACGAAAUCCGACGACCAAUAUGCUUUCAAGGCUGACUCGGUGCGAUUGAUGAAUAAAAAUCAAGACAGACCGACAAAGGAAACUCAGACCCACCCAGGAGGCGCUAUUGAAAGAGAACAGCACGAGGCAAAAGGUACCCAUCACGGAAACAAAAUUAAUAAGAACAUCAAAGUAGACGGGUAUCAUGAUACGACCAAAGUCAGCAACAAGAAUGGCAAGGACAGCUAUGAUACGGCUGAUAAUAUAAGCAAUGUCGGGAAUGUGAUUGUUGUCGUUUCGGAAGACGGUGACGGUGCUUCCGGUGCGUUCUCUGUUCCCCUCGAAGAAGCGGGCAAAGCGGAUAUAGACGCUGGUGAUAUUAUACCUAAUCACGGUAAUAUUCAAGUUUCUCCGCAUUUCAACGGUGAUGAGAACGGUAGCGAUGGCGUUGAUCCCGGUGACGACGACAACGACGACGACGAAGCCUCCAUUGUCAUCGAAAGCAAAGAUGUUUCGGUCGAAGACAGCAUUGACAAAUUGAUACUGAACAAAAGUGAAAUUAAUGGUAUCAUUCAGGUCGAUAGUGAGGAAAUUCCACCCCACAGACACCAACCGGUGCCGAAAGAGUCCGGUCGAAAAUUGGAUCGCAUUGUGGAUGAAAAAACUAAAAUUGUUGCUGUUGUUCCACCGACCGUUCCAACUUCGACGACAGCACUUGUGGUUGUUACUAGCACUAGCAUAACAACCGCCACGGCAGCACCAGCCACCACCACCACCACCACCACCACCGGAGUGAUGAGCUCUACACCCGGCAUGGUACGUGGUGGGCAUGGCACCGAAGGACAUCACCACCAUCACCAUCACGAGCACGACCAAGAACACCGUCAGCGCGCUGCCAGUGCGGAAAUCCUACAACCGAAUUAUGACGAUCCCAGUACGAGCUUAAAGUAUUACGAUAUCGGAAAAGCUCUGACGCUCGGUUGUAACAUUACGAAAGAAGGUUAUGACUUGAGUUGGUCCAAAGACGGCAAAAAUGUUAGCGACAUCGAUUCGCUUAAAGAUCGCUACCGAAUAUUGAACGAGGAGCGUAAAUUCAUCAUCAGCCGGGCACUGGAGGCCGAUGCUGGCAGUUACACAUGCAGCGUUCGAGCGCUGAAUGCAUCUAGGACUUUUAAUGUAGUAGCAAAUGUUAUUGUUAAAUUUGAAAGCACAGAAAUAGGAAAAACAAACAUGGUGGAAGGCGGAAGUCUCACACUUCACUGUUUGGCGUUCGGAUCCAACCCGAGGAUCUCUUGGAUAAUUGGUAACAAAACCUACACCACGACGACGGAUCACAUCCACCUGAACGAAGACGAGAAGGGUGUCGAAAAUGCUCGGCUAACAAUCGAAAGUGUCACGAUGAGCGACUACACCGAAUACAUCUGCGAGGGUCGAAACAACGCCACCGAUGUCUCGGGCAGGCCCGCCCACGCCUCGAUAACCGUCAGGAUUCGAGGAAAAUAUGCGGCUCUGUAUGUUUUCUUGGGUAUCAUAGCCGAAGUCGUUGUGUUAUGUGCGAUUAUUUUAAUUUGUGAAAGAAGACGCAACAAGACAGAAGUCGAGGAAAGUGACACCGACCAGAGUCCAGAUCAGAGAAGGCGAAAAAGCUCGCGGAACUAUAACUAAUAACAAAUUCUAUUGUACUGCUAGAAAAACUCUUUGAGAAAUUGUUGAAUAAAGCUUAGUUAUAAAAAUAGUACUUAGAUUAACGAAGUGAAAAGAGAUUAUUAUUAUAAUUAAUAGACUACGAUGGAAAUGCCGGUAAAAAUUUAGAGUAAACGUAACAGAAAUGACAAGAAAAACUAAAAAAAUCGUUUCUAAAGGCAGGUGGUUUACGUCUUAAACUAUACAAUGUUCGAGACACCUUACACCAAGUGGACAAAGCGAAUAUAUCCAAACAAACACCCGAUAGAAGCUGAAUAAAAACGGCUAGUUUGGCUGACAAAUCCUGCUCAAAGUAUAAACUGCAUGAGUACCGAUUUGUGCCAUCAAACUAAAAACCCACCAGUAAAUUUAUCGUAGCAAAAAGCCUGUCAACUUUUCUUGCCUGAUUGGGCCCAUACCCAUACCGAUGAACCCGUUGAGACAACACACUCGAAGAUAGGAACUAGAAACAUAAGCCAUUGAUGCCCUCAGUAUAGAAGAGCCCUUCUUUUAGAACCGCAUCUGGAGCCGAUGAUUUUUGCCAGCCCCAAUCCGAUCGAAUGCUUACUAAAAAUGUUUGAAAGCUUUAAAUAAUUUAAGUCUCGAUUUCUGUGAUCAACUUCGAUUGAUUUGAAGAGUCUGUACUUCCAUACUACCAAAAAAACACGAGAAUGAAGAAAACAAAAGCCAGUCAGUCGGUUGGGAUCCGGCGGUCGUUCAAUCCGGGAUCGCUUUUGGAUCGUCUUUUCAGUGUAGGAACCAAUCUACGGUGUAUAAAAGAAGGAGAAAUGUUUUUCGAUCGAAUUAAUAAAAAUACAACAAGAUAAAUCGUCAUAAAUUUAGUGAUAACUAAUUAAUGGUAUCAUGAAUCUAAGAAGUAGUAGCUUAAACACGCCGUUUGUAUAGGAUAAUUAAAAGAUUCGUCGCAGUAAGAUGUUUUGUAAGAAAACCAUCGGAAAAAAACAUAUGCUGAAGCAAAACUAGGCGAACAAAGACUAAAUAUUAUAUCACGUAGAAAUGCAGCCGGUAAUACGUGAGCAAACACGAGCCUACAGAUGCUGGUCUUACGAUGUACAUAAAGCUCUCACGUGGGAAAAAAGCCUCUGUUAGAAAUAUCCGAAAAUAUUCAUGCAAUUGAGCUCUGUCGUAUUGAAGCAACAUUAGUAAAAUUUUCGUCCGUUCCUUUUUAAAUAUUUCUAAAGGAGUUAGAUCGCUUUUCGAGAAAGGCGAUCUAUAUCUUGAAAGCAGCAACAAACAAUAUUCAUAAUCAUUCCUAUAACUAACCACAGCUCUUGAAACAGAUUAUGAUAAUAUUGCUACAUCGUUUCUCUCUAUUUUUUUUUAUUUUUCAAAAUUAUUUUCAAACUUUCAACGCCAAUCGAUCGAAAAUUUGUGUACAGAUCUUUGAUUGUUUUAACCAUUACUAAACUAAACAAUUAGUUGACAUACCAACUUCAAUAAUUUGCUUUCUAAUUCGUGUUGGUAUCGAUCACAGCUGCUGAUCUUUCUCAAUUUCAAUUCAAUUAUUUGCCACUUUUGAAAAUGGCAGCUAUUUUCUACUCUCCAAACUCCUGACGUGAGCCGGAUAUUGUAUACUAUCAACUAAAAUUUCAUGAAUCCAAACUAACCGGUUAAAAUGAAGAAAUAAUAAUACGUGAGCCAGAUCAACUCUUUUGCAGGGGUUUGAAAUAUUUUCAAAAAUUGAAACUACUAUAAUUUCUAUGAUGCAAAGAAUAUCUGAAUAUUUUUGUACUAGACGAGACAGACCUAAAAGCAACUCGAUGAUUAAUAUAUUGCAAACAAGGCAUUGCUGAACAAGAGAAGAAAGAAAAAACAAAAAAUUUGUAGAAUCUUGAACGCAAUUUAAUUGACUGUACAUAUUGUAAAUUAAAAUUAUACUAGAACAAUGCAAUCUUGCGAACAUAACUAACAGCGCAUGAUGGAAUACGGUUCGAAAUUUAAGUUUUCUCAUUGUAUAUGGUUGUUCUUUUGAAUUUGUACAUUUCUUUUUCUAUAAGGAUCCGAAACUUAUUUGGGUAGAUAAAACUGUUUAUAAUGUAAAUUAUGUCAUAUUUUCGAAUCGUCUUUGGUAAAAAAAAACGAUCAUCAAUAAAUUGGAUCAAACCUAAUAGUAAAAGGAAAAAAAGCUGUCCCGUCGCUCCAGACAAGUAUCCCACGAUGUAGAAGAAGUAUGGCAAAACUAACAAAAGCGCUUUAUCUAGAUAAGAUUAUAAGAAGUUAUGAGAAACCAAAAUUAAACUUGAAAACAUCGUUUCUUGCCAUCCAGAAAGGUAAAAGUUCUGCAACGUGAAUCGUGUUACCAUGCGCGUACGAUAAUUGGAAUGGAUUAACCAAACAAAAGAAGUGAUAAGUUAUUCUCAUUUAACGCUGCUAUGUUGCAAACGAGUCUAAGGAUGACGGAAUUUCGACUAAUAAUCCCGAUAGUCGACUGAAAUUCAAACCAUUUGUUUGAAAAUAAUACUCGAUUAUCAGCAUAAUCGAUUAAUUCGAAAACAGAUUUUAUCGAACGAAUAAUCGAGUAAUCGAUUCAUAGUCGUAAUUCGAUUUCAAUCAACUUACAUUUACUGCUGCUAAGGAAAGAGCUGGAAGCAGCGUUGCCAUUAUUCCUGAUUUAAUGCCAGAUUUUUCUGAUUUCGACAGAUAUUCUAACAAACCAGGUGGUGAUACCUUUCAUUUUUGCUCACUGAAAAAAAAGCCCGGUCAAAAUUUCUUUGUAUAUAGUUAGAUACAGACAAAUGCAGAUGAAUUUUUGAGUCUGAGACAGAUUUUUGAAAAACUAACAUGGUAACUCUGGCUGGAAGUGAUAAUUUUAAAGCCAUACACUCUAAGAAAAAAUCUUUCUUCUUUGAACGAUGUUGGACCAACGUCUGAUAAAUCAGUUUUUGCAAUGACUGAGUAAAAAUAUAUAUUGGAGAAGCCAAAUGAAAUGCCAAAAAAUCAUCUUUUCUGUACGUUUUUCAUUAAAUUGGCUUCUCCAAUAGAUGUUUCCACUCAGUCAUUGCAAAAACUGAACUAGGUUAUGGCGACUUUACGCAAUUAAUAAAUCGCCCAUCAUUGGGCAUUCGAUCCAAUUUGCAAAUUGUUUUGGAACAUGUUUUGAAACACUUUUCUUGUAUUAUUUUGGUUAUAGCUAAAAUGUUUGUGAAACACGUGAAAGGCUUCAGAUUUUUUCAAAAAUUAAGUCGCAGAUUUUGUUACUGUUAUGUCGUUUUCGUUUGAUGCCAAGCCUGGCCCAGUUUCCAUCCUAACUGCUGUCAAAUCGUUUGCUUGAAACCAGUUUCGAACCUAGUUUCAAAGUAUUCGAACUGAAAGUCGAGUCUGUUUCGAACCUGAUUUUUAUAUCGGGUUUGCUCACACCCCCGUUGCUAAGUGCGAAACCAACACAGUUUCGUGAAAAGUGUUCGCUUGAUGAAACUAUCCUGGGUUAGUUUCAGAUUUUCCAAGCGAAAACGACAUUAGAGUGUACAGAAGCGCUGUGUAAUGAAGUGCUAUGGAAUAGGAAGUGAACGCAGUCCAUGUAUUCUGUCAAAUGUAGCAAUGAGCCAUAUUCUAAUUCAAUAAUUUAAUUUAUAUAUUUUAUUGACAUAUUGCCGGAAUUUUCGGUAGCGGCAUCUGCGUAUGAAAACUGACAUUAAGAAAAAGAUGAAUUUUUCGUUGUUUUAUAAUACAAAUAGAUAAUAAUCAAAAUGGACUCGUGAGGGUAGAACAUUUAUUUGAAAGUACUGUUUUUUUCUAGUUGAAGCUAUUAAUAAACAUUGAUAGUUUCCCGAAAUGUUUAAAUUUGUUAGGUUAGUUUUUAUUCUAAGAACAUUGUUUAAAUAAAAACCAGUAUCAGAAUGUUUAACAAUCGAGUACCAUUUAUUUUUAAUACUUUACUUACUAUUUCCGACGGCUUGAAAAAUGCUGUUGAACCCAGUAUAAUGUACGAUUUAAAUAAACUUUAGUUUUCGCACGAAGAAUCGUGAUCGACAAACUUUUUCUUCUACUUCUGCAAUGAUUUUUCAAAUUAAUUGUCCCGUUUUAAUCUGGAAUUGUUUUUAUUACCUGGUUUAUAUUUUUUCUACCAAUUUGACAGCUCUUGUUGAAAAUAUCAUCUCUACACGAGCAGCACAUGUGCGUUUGAUGUCAACGUCAUUGUGUCAAUUAAAAUUAAAUGAUAUGAACUUUGGAUUACAAAUUAGGUUCUGGUCAAAGCUAAUAAAAGUCAUUUUCAUUGACUCAAAAUAGAUAAACAUAACGAGAAAUAAAUGUCACUCUUAGGUUCGCUUGCAAACUAUGAGAACGAAAUCCAUGUCUAUUCAAUGACAUAAGCGGAACAGUAGUUUCAAAAUUGUGCUCUUUCUUUCAUUUGCUCUUUUGAGUCAUUUCCGGUUUUUAGUGAAAAUCCCGUAGUAUGCAGUGUCGAUUUUCAACCGAAGCUUUGAGAAUCGAAAAUGACAGAAAACGGUUUCACAAUGACUUUUACCUGUUGGUGCUCGAAUCUGUAGUAGUUUUGGUUUCCAAAUAGGUUCUGGGGUGUAAUUACUUCGGAUUGUCAUAUUUAGGUCACUUUUUAUAGCCAAGCGUCACAGAUUUUCAAUACAUCGAUGAAUAAAUGAAUAAAUGAAAUUCUGCUUAUGUUGCCUGCAGACGUUAGUUUGGUUUUGUCUUGUCAUAGAGGAAAGAGUGACGUUGGCAAUUAUACUCUCACUUUUUUCAAUGAGAAACGAAAAUGCUUCGUUCCUCUUCGUUUGUUCUGGUGUCGGUCAUCUACGAAUGAGACAGUAAAAUAUUGAAAAUGAGGCUGUUGGAUUGGUUUCAUUAAUUGAGAAUGCGUGACAAUUUUAGGCAAUUUGGUUGCGCGUUACUUUUAAAAUUCAUCGUUUCAUUGCUUUUACGACAUUGGCUUUGAACCAGCAGCCGAAUGGCAGAAGAAAUUUAUCACAAUUUUCUUGAAGAGAAGAACACCAUAAAAUCUCUUCACAAAAUUGUGCUUUCUUUUCAAUGAGUUUAGAAGUUCAGCUCCGGGCAGAAUAUUUCUGGAAAUUAUAAAGAGAUUUCGCCAAUUUUCUUAAUUUGGAGUUCCCGUCAAGUUCAAGAGAAAGUUGAAAAAGAAAAGGAGAGCGAAAGAGCUUUCGAAAGACAAUUCUUUUAGUCAUCAAGUUUAGCUAAUUUUCCUAGUUUUGGGUAGAUCGGGCAAAUGGAGAGGAAUUGUAUUAAUAGGUUGAUCUAACAAGUUAAUAAACAAAGUUCUCAAUGUUGCCAUCUGGUUCUUCGAUCGGAUUUCUAAUAUACCUUAAAAUCGACGGUAACAAAGCAGCUUAAUUUUCUCUUGUCUACGGUUACAUCUGUUUUGCAGAUACUACUGCCCAAAUAAUGCCUCCAUUGUUUCUAUGUAAUAAUUUUUCAAUAGUUUUGCUGGAUUUUAUCACUAAAAUGACUGUCAGAAUUUCUUUCCAAAAAAAAUUUUUUUUCUUUUUCAAGUGUCAAAAAAUUUCUACUUAAACUUGACGUCCGAAUUAAAAAAAAAUAGGCCAAUUCUCUUGGCAAUUUUCUUUUCUCUCAAGAAAUUUUGUGACCGGAAUUCGACUGCAGGUCUGCAGGGUUGUCUGUAUCUUAAUUUCUAAAACAAAUUGCAGAUAUUCUUCAACGCAGAUUUAGAAAUGAACCAAGAUUUGUGGAAGGGCAAUGCUACUACCUUCGCUCGCGCAAGUUUGACAGUAUUUUUUACAUACUUGUAUCACAGAGAACAGACAUCCAAGCUAGUGAAAACUUUUUUUUUCAAAAAAGCUGUGUUAAGCAUCGAGUAAAAAUCCGUUAAAAAUCUCCGUUGCGUACGAUUUUGCUCGCAUGAAUUACCAUUGUAUGAAAGCUCGAGCGCAAGAGCCCAUAAGGGAUUACUGGGCUGCUCGAAGCGCCUCUACAGGAGAAUUGUUUUCUUACACACAUUAGCGGCCCUUACUCGAGUCAUUAAAAAUGUCAUUACUAAAAAAUAACAUCAUUUUAAUGAACGUGUAAUGGUGCAGUAAUGACGAGAUUUCUAUCAAAUUCGAAAUACAUCAUUACUUAGUCAUCAUUAAAAAUGAAAAAAAUUAUGCUCGUGUAAGGGCCUUGGAUGUCCGUUCUCUGUGCUUGUAUGCUUGCGAGCUUCAAUACUGUCGCUUAUAAUUUAUUCGUAAAAUCUGAGAACUUCACAUUAACAUUGAAUGCUAAAAUAGGAAAUAAUUUUCUUUCUCGUGAAUUUGCUAUUGAUUGAAUGUGGAUUUCCAUAGCGGAUUGAUUUUCAUAGACUUGUUUGUAUCAGUUCUUAUGAAUUGGAUUUUGUAAUAGAACUGACUUGACACAAGCAAGUUUUAUCGUGGCUACCAUUCGAAAAAAAGCUGGUAAAGAUCUGCUUACUUUUAUCGGAGACCUUUACAUUGGAAAUUUGGAGCGGAAACGAUGUUGUAGAUAAUUAAGUUGUGCAAAAAUAGUCAAUAGCUAUCAGAAAACAAUUGAUCAGAAAAAUCUGUUAGAAUAUAGACGGAUCAGAGUUUAUAGUUUGUUUAACUACUAUACUUUAGUUUGAAGACGCAUUGUUUUGUUAGUACAUGUUUGAUCAUCCGAACAACCAUUGACAAGCGCUAAACACAAAUUAUUUCACACAAUCCUAAUGCCUGUUUGUUACAUGUUUUACAAUUUUCGUUUCUAAGCAUUGCACUUCACGUGAAGGUAAGCUGCUCGAACUAAGAAGACAAAAUAUACAAAAAAAAACUCCAAAUGUUCCUCUUCUAUGAAAACCCAAAAGUAUUGAUUUUACAAUACAUCGCAGUGUACGAGAGAAAUUCGGAAAAUUGUAGUUUAUAACCCCACAUGUUUGUCGGUUGUGUUCACGGAAAAAUUCUCUUACGAUAUUUUUGACGUUAAUACGCGUGUAAUGUAUAUAAAUCAAUCACACACACACCACCCACGCACCGGACAAGUGUCGGAUUUCCGCAUCGAGAAAGGCACUGUUUAUGACAUUCGCACACCAUAUUAUCGCACGAGAACAACUCUUGUCGAAAACAGCAAGCAAGCAAAUAAAACAUACAUGUUAUGCAUUCAUUUUUACAUGCUCACACACAAUUGAUACACACGCGUAGUGUCAUACGUCGAGGAGGAAACGCAAAUAGUUUCAAUCAAAAUAAUCACGUUCGAUGUAGGCCGUAAACAUACUUGCAAACAAAACACAAAACCUUAUAAAAUGAAACUAUUGCACUUCCCCAAACUAUAGCAAGCAACUAAAACCGAAAUGAACGAAGAAUGAAACAUGUGAACAGAGAUAUUAAAAGUUUACUCGAAAAAGUCGCAAAUAAACGGUACACAUUUUUAGAAGCACGCAAUUGAUCGAACAAAAAAUUAUUAUAAAUUAUGAGAAACAAACAGACCCUACAACAACAGCAGUAAAAAAUAGGAAUGACAUAAACAUUUGAUUGUUUAAUUAUUAUUAAUUGUGAAACCAGAGUUGUUGAAAUAUUACUUAAUACCACACAUUUUGCUAGUUGACGUAAGUAAAACGAACAGGAGAAAAUGAUUAAUUAUAAGCAAAAUAGAAAACGAAAAAAAGUAAAGAACAACAAUACAGUAAGUCAGUCAUUGGUCACGAUAAUUUCAGUAUACUGAUUCAAGCAGAAGCCGAAUGAAACAAACCCACUUAUUCGAGUUUAUCGCAUAAUUCGCUACUGUUAGUGUUCAUAAUUUGACUGUAUAAAGAUUUGAUUAUUUCGCCGGCCAGAGAUACUAAGCUAAACACAACACAUAAUCGAUUGAGCACUCUUACCUAAACCGAACACCUGAGCUGCUAAACUAUACAUGUUUGUUAAUGCGAAAAAUUAUCGGUUGAUCGUAUCUUAUGAGUACCGUUUAUUAGUUUUAUUUGUGAAUUGAGAUUAUACAGGAGCUAAACGUGAAUAGAGAAGUACCAAACAACUGGUUUAAAUGAAUUGGAAUUCCAAAACAACAAACAAAUUCGUCUGAAAACAAACGGCGAGAAACUGUAGCAUAUGCAAUGAAAACUGAAGAAAAAAAACAGAAAUGAGAAAAUUUAAGAUAUUGUUAUUAUGUAUAAUGUUUGACCAAUAAAAAGUGAACAGUUGAUUUAAAAAUA
Molecule: messenger RNA, 11659 nt
Organism: Malaya genurostris
Lineage: Eukaryota; Metazoa; Arthropoda; Insecta; Diptera; Culicidae
Gene: Bsg
Exons: 9
Coding region: 1174-3516 (780 amino acids)
Source: RefSeq, a predicted model, not a curated record